This is a messenger RNA of Chenopodium quinoa (quinoa), 1285 nucleotides long. Its product is annotated as sirohydrochlorin ferrochelatase, chloroplastic-like. The record is from RefSeq and is a predicted model, not a curated record. Lineage: Eukaryota; Viridiplantae; Streptophyta; Magnoliopsida; Caryophyllales; Amaranthaceae. The transcript has 7 exons. Bases 182 to 850 code for a protein of 222 amino acids. Gene Ontology annotation, molecular function: lyase activity.
GGCCCGAUUGAGGUUGUGAGGAAUCACAUAAAUUCUCUCUUUAGACUUCCAUUUCAUGCUAAAAUCUGACGCCAAUAAAUCAUACCACCUCUUCCUUUAACAAUCAAAGAAACUUAACAAAUCCAAUUGCAAGCUUAUCAAGCUGAUGAAUAGAUGAUAAGCAGGAUUAACAACAGCUCAAAUGUCAUUAAAAUUCUUGUCUUGUAAUCAGUGGGUUCAACUUCAAAGUCCGGCAUCUUUAACAACCACCAAGGGAAGAGGGAUAGAAGCUGGACCUAGAUUUUUCAAACUACCACAAUAUACUCAGCAUAAGAGCCUGUCACCACGUUUAUGCGUUGCUAUGGAUCAAAAUAUCCGGCAAGAGGGUGCCUCUGGUGUUGGUCAGAAAGAUGGUGUGAUUAUUGUGGAUCAUGGAUCUCGUCGAAAAGAAUCCAAUCUAUUACUGAAUGAAUUUGUGCUGAUGUUUAAAAACAAAACUGGAUAUCCUAUUGUUGAGCCUGCACAUAUGGAAUUGGCAGAACCGUCCAUAAAAGAUGCUUUCAGUUCAUGUGUCCAGCAAGGGGCAAAUCGUGUUAUCAUUAGCCCAUUCUUCUUAUUUCCUGGAAGGCAUUGGCAUCAGGAUAUCCCGAACCUUGCAGAUGCUGCUGCUCUGGAGCAUCCUGGUAUCAACUAUCUUGUCACUGCACCAUUGGGUUUGCAUGAGUUGCUUGUGGAUGUUGUGAAGGACAGAAUUAACUAUUGCUUAAGCCAUGUAGCUGGAGAAGCGGAGGAAUGUGCAGUCUGUGCUGGAACAGGCAGGUGUAAGUUUAAAGUGCAGGACUCUGAAAUUGACUUGCAGCCUUCCAGCUGAUGUAGUGAGUUAAUACACCACACUUCUAUAGAUCAAGAUAAUGUCCUUAGACUAUCCACUGUGGAAGCUUCAUGCGCAUUGUUAUGCUGAAAGACUUGACUGUACACCUUGUGUGCUGAAUAAGUAUAUGAAGUGGCUUGAUUUCUCAUCAGUCUGAAAAUUUAUUUGAGUGGGCCACAUGAUAAGUGAGUAUUGUAUUGCAACAUCAUCAUGGCAAUGGUAAACCUAGUGCAUAAGGCUGAUUGAUGAAACACUAGCACAUUUCUUGAGAUGUACUCGUAACAAAAUUGUAGCUGUAGCAGUUCAUAAGUGUUCAAACUUCAUCAUUAACUUCAGUUUUGAAUUCUUGAUUGUAUAGGCUCGACAUGUCAAUAUAGAAAAUUAUGAAUGCUUCAUUUUUAUUCACUUAAUAAAUUCAUGUUGUUUUCAUAUAAA